Molecule: messenger RNA, 759 nt
Organism: Psilocybe cubensis
Lineage: Eukaryota; Fungi; Basidiomycota; Agaricomycetes; Agaricales; Agrocybaceae
Exons: 6
Coding region: 1-759 (252 amino acids)
Source: RefSeq, a predicted model, not a curated record
AUGGGGAGUGUGGAGGGUGUUGUGUGGGAUCAGCAUUUGGUUGGGAAGGAGUAUUUGGGGGAGGUGGCUGUUGGUGUGGGGGAGUGGUUUUGUGUUGGUGUUGCGCAGGGGGGCAGGGUGGAAGAGGGCGUUUGGCCAUUUACGAUCCCGCUUGUUUCGACACGCACGUCAACACCGUCGCAGGGGACUAUCACGCUCAAAAUUGGGUUUGUACGUGCUCCUGCGCCUUCCUCUGCCUCUUCCACAUCUGCCGAGGGUGCGGAUACAGGUAUAGGAGCAGGAGGGGAGGCGAACCAGAUGUCGUUUGAGGAGAUCUACGAUGUGUUGGUGAGGAGGAGUCGGGUGUUGUUGCCUACCGUUGAGUUUGUCGUUGGAAUAGCGUGCGAGGGAUGUAUUGCGCAACACCACCCGCUGAUGCCUGCUCCCCUUCAUGACCCAAACCAUGCCCCACUCCCUGGUCGGAUGGGCCGCAAAAUUGUUGAUAUUGCAAAGGCUCUCGGUGGAGAAGAUGCCUGGGGCCCGACUUGCCUCUCUGCGCAGCGACAAGCAAGCGUCGGCGUUGGCGCGUCGUUGACUCGACAUCUGUGGAAGCGGGAUAGCAUCGGUGCACUUCCAAGUCCCUUCAAUGUGCCCCUCCUAUAUCACUAUUCCCGCCCAAUACUCAUCAACCCUCCCGCUCAGCGUCAACACUCUCCACCGCCUAGCAUCCUCCGCAGUUCCGCGCAUCGUAUCCACUUUGACAACGCCUUCAGACGUUAG